AUGCCGCCGGGCGAUGGCAUUGUUUGGACACAUGAGAUAAUCUUUAGUCUCAAGAGUUUAAACGAAAGGCUAGAAAGGAUAAAUCAUUUAUUUGCUCAUUUUUCCUCUCUUUUCUUAGGGAAACUCAACGUGAGUAGUGACACCGUGCAGCAUAGCGUGGAAGGGUUAACAUACCUCCUCACUGAGAGCUCGAAGCUCAUGAUUUCUGAACGGGACUUCCAGGACUCUGUGUUUGUUCUGGGAUUCUCCGAAGAACUGAACAGAUUGCUGCUUCAGCUUUACCUGGACAACCGAAAGGAGAUCCGAACGAUUCUGAGCGAGUUGGCACCAGGACUCCCCAGUUACCACAGCCUUGAAUGGAGACUAGAUGUACAGCUCGCAAGCAGAAGUCUCAGGCAACAGAUUAAGCCGUCAGUGACGAUAAAGCUACACCUUCAUCAGCACGGAGAU
This is a messenger RNA of Echinops telfairi (small Madagascar hedgehog), 450 nucleotides long. It is a transcript of the gene COMMD2, whose product is annotated as COMM domain containing 2. The record is from RefSeq and is a predicted model, not a curated record. The annotation marks the transcript as partial. The transcript has 4 exons. Lineage: Eukaryota; Metazoa; Chordata; Mammalia; Afrosoricida; Tenrecidae.